Messenger RNA from Eublepharis macularius, 7007 nucleotides. RefSeq names its product reticulophagy regulator 1 (gene RETREG1). Bases 19 to 1368 code for a protein of 449 amino acids. Lineage: Eukaryota; Metazoa; Chordata; Lepidosauria; Squamata; Eublepharidae. Gene Ontology annotation, cellular component: endoplasmic reticulum membrane. Gene Ontology annotation, biological process: reticulophagy; negative regulation of neuron apoptotic process. The record is from RefSeq and is a predicted model, not a curated record. The transcript has 9 exons.
UCGGCUGGCUGCUUCAUUAUGUCGGCGGCUUUGAGGGAAGAGAUGACCGGGGCAGAGGAGCCGCCGCCGCCGCCCCGCAGCGGCCAGCAGGCGGACCGGGAGCCGGAGAAGGGGCGCUGCCCGAUGGAGGCGCUGGCUUGGAAGAGGCCGCUCUGCACCCUGGCCGGCUUCCUCUGCGCCAACCUGCUUUUCUGGUUCCUUGCGCUGACUCCUUGGAGGAUGUAUCACCUGAUUUCACUCAUACUCCUUGGAAUUGUCAUAAUGCAGAUAAUGAAGGAACUGGUCUUGUCUAAAGCAAGAGGUGCACAGUUAUGGCGAAGCUUCGCUGACAGUUGGGAAGUCAUUGAUUCCAAAUCUGAAUACAGACUGAGGCUAAAUCAAUGUGUGGAAAAAAGAAUGAUGGGCUUCCUCUUAUUUGUCCAUGAAAUGGCCCACUUCAAAGAACAGAAUCCUGGCAAGUUUUGCCUUCUGGUCUGUAGCGUGUGCACAUUCUUCACAGUCUUGGGAAGUUACAUUCCUGGAGUUGUACUCUCCUACCUUAUACUAUUAGGUGCCUUUCUGUGUCCGCUCUUUACAUGCAAUGAAUUUGGACAGAAAGUUUAUGCCAACUUGAAGUCAGUUCUGCCAAAACUGGACUUUGGUAUCGGGGACUAUAUCAACCAGAAAUUGAAAGAGAGAGCUGAAAUGAUAAAAACAAAACUGGCAGAAGAGGACAGUGAGCUCGACAUAUCGGCCUUGUGCCCUAAGGUGAGUCCUACAGUUGCGGCCAGAGAGAUGUCUGUAUCAGAUACAGAUGUAUCCGAGGUAUCUUGGACUGACAAUGGUACUUUCAAUCUAUCUGAGGGAAACACUCCACAGACAGAUACCUCUGAUGAUUUUGAUCGGCCAAGUGAUCACGAGGAAGCAUUUGCAAAAGACCUUUCGGAAUUCCCAUCUGUGGACAACGGUGCAGGGACAAAUGAUGAGGAUGAUUCAAGUAUCGGCAUGCCCGUGCAGCAAAACAGGAAGAAGGACCGUCUUUCUGCUCUGUCUUCCCAGCGUGCCAGGCAAGAGAAGGAGGGGCUCUCUGCAGCAGGCCUCUCCUUGCCUUUGCUCAAUGACCAGGCCUUCAACCUGGUGCGAGCCAUGGCCACCGAUGUGGUGACCUCUGCGGUGUCAGCAGCUGUCAGAGACCAGAUGCAGUCCAUGCAAGCAGACCCAAAUUUAAGUGAAGAGACAGACUCGGAAGACGGGGAUGACUUUGAACUGCUGGACCAGUCGGAGCUGGAGCAGAUCGAAAGUGAACUAGGCCUUACGAAAGGCCGGGAGGCAGAACCACAAGAAAAGAAGUCCUCUGGCUUCCUGUCUAACUUGCUCGGGGGCCAUUAAUGUGGAAACUGGAGCUGUUUAACAAUAUAGCAAGAACAAAAUAUUUUAGACAACAUGAAAUGCAAAAAGGAAAAUGAUGAGCUGUAAGCUUUAACUGUUAUUAUUUUAGAUGUGCAGUAACGUCCUUCAUGCUGAGUGCACUAACUUGUUACAGAUCUGUUGAUGCUGAUAGUUUUGUUUCUCAUAGCAGUGAUGUAGAAAUGAAAGGGGGGGGGGGAAAUCCCAUUAUUCUUUCUCAGAGGAAUUUGAGACAAGAAUUUUUUUUAAAAAAAAAGAUUAAAAUUGCCAAAUGUAGCACCCUUGAGGCUUUAACCAAAUCCUCUUCAUAUCCUGUCUGUUUAUUCUGACUUUUCAAGCACUGAUGCUUCAGGGAGAGAAACUACCAACUGGAAUUGAGAAGCUACCAUGUCCUGGUUGUCUCCUCCAUAGCAGAACAUGGUAACCCUCCAAAGUAAACAGACAUCUGAUAGGAUCAUUGACCCUGAAUACUGUAACAAAUGGCGUCUCCAAUGUCUGAAUUUACACAUCAUCCCAAAUAUAUUCCCCUGACUUGUGUUAUCCAUUUGAACUGUUAGGACAGGAUGAUGCAUUUCCAGGUUGUAUCCAUUCUUACAGGCACUGUAGUCUGAUAAAGUGGCAUGACUUCAUACUUCCGUGAACCUUCUAUAGUUUUAUGAUAGACUGCAAGGCUAAAAGAUUACACUUCAGACUGUGCAUGCCAUCAGUAUAUAGGAUGUGUGGAGGAUGGUUGAAUUUGGAUUUUUAUUUUUUAAUAGGAAAAAUCUCAGUACUGAGAUGGGCAAUCUCCUCGCCUGCCUAUUCCAUCAAUUAUAUAUAUAUAUUUUGUCCUAGAAUACAAGCAAUUAAAAUACUAAUACAGACUGCUGCUAUGUUUGGUUCUGGAAGGACUGCUGCUGUGGAAGAAAUGUAGAAUAUUCCUGCUAUAAAAGUAAAAGAUUGUGUCAUGCAGUUUGAACACCUUGUGUACUCCGUGGCUGACUUUGGGCCCUCGUAAGCCAUGUCACUUACCUAAUUUUUCUAAGCUUUGUGAUUUACCUUUUAAAAUUGAGGGUAAGAGAGGCAGUGCCUUAUCAAGGUAAACCAAAGUAUAGAGAAAAAAUACUGCUGAAGUUAGUAGUGUGGUAUAAAUAACCAGCAAAUGGAGGGACCAUACCAUCUCUUUUGGCUAACUUUCAAACUCUUGCAGAUUUUUACUAGCGUUCUGACAGGUAGACAAGGGGGAAGAGAGUUGGAUCCUAAAAACAUAGCCCAGUGUAUGGAGUGAUCUGCUAUUCCACUAUAGCUGCAGCAUUGUCAUUGUGUCAUACGGUAACCUUAGGAAAAACCUUACAUAUAGAGACCAGUUUCAGUUUUCUCUCCCAUUACAUCUGUUCUCUCCCUGCAGUGGUACAGUUUUCUAUAUCUUCCAGUUUAAGUUAUAAAGAGAGCGUUCAUACACAUCAGAUGCAGAAGGGGAGUAAAAUGGGUUGUGAGGAACCACCCAAAGGACAAAGGGGAUCAGAGGAGGUUUGCCACUGUUCUCUGUCAAUCAAGCUGGUGCCGCUGUUCUUUAGCCUAGAAUCAUAAGGGUGGAAUUGGGUUUCAGCUCCCCAAAUGAUGAGAACCUGACCUGAUCCUAAGCAUGUUUACUCAGAAAUGAAUUGUCCUUUAUUUGUCUCUGCAAAAACAGUGCUUAUACAGUUUCUGGCCGUUGUUACUGCUGGUUGGAUACGUCCCCACAACAUAGUAUUAGUUUUCUCAAGUUUUUAUUAUUCUGGCUUUGAUAACAUUAGGCAGUUCCCUCAUACAUUUUUUGCACUCUUGAUGAGCAAAUAAAGGGAUGCGGGGAGGGCUUUCAUCCUUAGUGCAAUUCUCAUUCCUUUCUAAGGAGGCAUGCUACAGGAAAACGGUGCCCCUUAUUAAAUACGUUUGUCUUUUUUGUGAUGAAGGUACAGUAAUGAGGCUGCUUUAGAACAGAGCAAGAAGGAGAGUGUUCAGUGGAGCACUUCCUCAGUUGUGUUGUAACUGUGCACUUUACUUGUUGGGGGGUAUUUGUUCUGGAGAAAUGUUUCAGGGGAUUUCCAAAUACUUUGGUACUCUUGUACGAAUUUUGAGUUCCAUUUGUUAUUGAAAGUAGCUGGGGGAGGACUGCGUGAGACUUCUUGUAAACAAUCUGCUUUCUGGUAUCAAGGUAGAAAGGUACGAUCCUGAUGAAGAAUAAAACUCCAGUCCUAAAAAUAUUUGCUGUGUAGCUGCACUGAUUUCUUUUCCCAACACUCCAGUGUUUGACACACAGAAAAGAGAUGUGUUGGAUCAAAAUCUUGGGAUCUUGCUUUGACUUUUGAAAGUUGGAACACAAAUACUGGGGUCCAACAAACUGUUUUGGGUACUCCCUGAUCAAAGGACUUGUGCAAGAUCGGAGGAAUUUUUACUCCCCGCCCCCUUUGAACAGUGGUCCUGUGAAAUACCACAAAUUGCUUUUCAGUUUCUUUUUAGCUUCAGUUGUGAAUUGGUGUUUGAAACAAAUUUAAAGUCCUUUUGAGCACGCAGAGCUAUUUGUGUGGUUCUUUGCCACAAAGUAUAGACUAGAAGCAGCUGGAAUGUGGUAGAACAGAGUUCCGGCACCUCUUAAGAAUGGUCACAUGGCUGGUGGCCCCGCCCCCUGAUCUCCAGACAGAGGGGAGUUUAGAUUGCCCCUGCGCUGCUGCGCAGAGGGCGAUCUACACUCUUCUCUGUCUGGAGAUCAGGGGGUGGGUCCACCGGCCAUGUGACCAUUUUUGUCGAGGGCAAUUUAAACUUUAAAAAAACUCCCCCCUUGUUCCAGCUGACCGAAAAUGAUGUCAUUGUGCGGUUCUGAGUUCCACCACCUCUUUUCCCAGAAAAAAAGCUCUGACUAGAAGUAUAAAUAUAGAUAUUAAUUCCCACUUAUUUGAUAUGUUAACCUUCUUCUGCAAAAUCAGGAUUUUACUUCUUAGGAAGCAAUAUCCAUCAUUGAGGCACGAGCCUAGCAUGGGUCUGAUUGAACAUCAGCUGUCAUUCCUUGUUACAUAAUUAGGAUUUCCAGUUCUGCUGCGGUAGUUAAUAAUAUUAACUGCUUUUCUCUCCUAACAAUUAGAAAUGGCCAUUAAUGUAAAUUUACUUUCACUUUGCAACCUGUAAAGUCAUCCAUAAUUGACUAGUGCAAUUUCAAGAGCUUAAUUCUGUAAGCAUUCUAGUUCUCUGCAAAUUCAGGUUCAGAGUUAUAUUUCCAUGCCAGAAAUUAAUUUCUUCUGCCAUAAGAGAAACGUUAAUAGCGGGUAUCUGUAACAUGCCCUAACUUGGAUAGCCCAGGCUAGCACAAUCCCAUCAGAUCUCAGAAGCUAAGCAAGGUCAGCCUUGGUUAGUAACUGGAUAGGAGACCACCAAGGAAAACCAGGGGUGCUAUGCAGUAGCAGGCAAUGGCAGACCAGCUCUGUUAGUCUCUUGCCUUGAAAACCUCAGCAGGGGUCUCCCUGCUAUGACUUUACAGGGCUUUCCACCACCACCUGUAGCUUGCAAGGAUCUGCUCCGAUUUCCUGAUCAGCAGGAUAUGAGUCCAGAGCCACCUUAAAGAUUUUCAAGGUAUAAGCUUUUGAAAGUCAGAGCUCCCUUCUUAAGACAUUUGAGAUCUGAAGAAAGGAGUGUUGACUCUCAAAAGCUCCUACCCUGAAAAUCUUGUUGGUCUCUCAGGUGCCAUGGAACUCAAAACACCUACCCUCCCAAAUCUAUCUGUUUCCUGAAUGCUGUUCUGUACAGCAGUGGAUGAAAAUCUACACAGUUCCAAAGGUGACACUUGAAGUGAAUUCGCCAUUGCUUAGAAGUCAGUGGAGUGGGAACUAUUUGUACGUGUCUGCUCGUGAGAAGUGCCCACUGUCUGCAGUUUGCAGACAGUCUUCGCGAUCUUCACUGUACCAGUUUUAAACUCUUCUCACUUUAGACACAAAAGUGCAAGUGGCCUAAAUCUUUUAACGGAAGAUCUAUUCCUCAGGCCCUCCCAGUGCAAUCUUUUGCAUAGGAUUACACACUAAGGCUCCUAAGCAUAUUUGGAAAUCAGACGCUUCAGAUGAAUCUGACAAAGUGAGCUCUGACUCACAAAAACUUAACACUGGAAAAAAAUCUAAGGUGCAACUAUACUCCGCUUUUCUUUGAAUGCCCUAUAACUUGGUUCUGAGUAGAUAAGGGAUGUUGAAAUCCUAAACAUACACACGUGGAAGUCAAUUUCACUAAAAAUCAGUGGGACUUCCAAGGAAACCCACUUAGGAUUGGGUUUAAGGGCUACGUUAGUAUUACCCGCAUUAAGAAAUAACACAGAUUUAUUUCCAACAAGAAAAAGGCUGAAGCUCUUGUACUGUGGCUUGGAUAUCCCUUCCCAGUUUCUUAUCUAUUCAACAUGCUUAUGGCACAAACUGUUCUGCAUAUCUGCCCUCACCUGUACUUCCAGGAAUGCACCAUAAUAUUGAACUUUUGCUGUUUGUUCUGCUUACAUAAUUAAUUAGUAAACCACCUGAGAAACACCCUCCCAAAUUAAAGCCCAGGUGAGUGUGGUCACAGUUAUUCCUAGAAGAGUGCUUUUGCAUCACAAUACCCCUUACUGCCCUUGUCUUCCCCACUCCAGGCAGAAGUUUUUAACACCUUUUGGCUUGCAAGCCCUUGGGUUGCGCCCCCCUCAAGUUCUUUAUGUACUUAUUACCCACUCUGAGCCUUUCGCAUGGGCUCAAAAAUGUAUGUUUUGAUGGCCUACUUUAACUCCUUGUCUCCCAAAAUAUCCAUAAACAGGAACGACUGUUCACAGGUCAAGGAAGGAAAAUAAAGUAACUUACAGGUGAAUAUUUAAUAGAAAAUAUAUUUUAGGAAAUACUGAAGACAAUCAUAAUAUAGACAUGAGUAGAGAGAAUAAUGUACAUGGGGGGGGGGGCGUCAGUGUAAACAGAUAUAUGGUUUAGCUGGAGUGGAUGGUGUUACUGACAUGUUUAGCAGAAUAUUUGAAUCCAAAGAGAGUGAUCCAGCUAAACUGGAGCAUUUUUUUGCCCUAUUGAAUUCAGUGGAAGAGAAUUAUUGUGUGUGUUCCACUUUAGCUAGAACAGGACUUAAACGCUGGAUCACAAUGAUCGAAUAUAAACUUUUAUUUAGCAACUUUUUAGGAGCACAGAUGAAAUGUAAAAAAUAUCUAACUAGUUCAAUGCUUUAAGCCGUUGACAAGGAAAUAAGAGGAAAGUUAGCAUGAUAAGAAAAAACAGGAUUUUUGUUCAUUUUUAUGUUUUCUCACUUUGCAUCAGGCUAGGCACAUACUCAGCUGUAUCUUUGGGAGGGGGGGAAUUAAUUAGAAGUACAUCUCUAUAGGUACAAUCAGUCCAAGAUAACCAGAAACUGGAAUUUUACAAAAGUCUUAAAUCAUUUUAAGUAUUUGCAGCACUUUACCUAGCAUGAUUACUGUUUUAUAAACAUGGAAUUAUUAAUAUUAUAAAAAUGGUUUGAACCAUUUAAUGUCUUUUUCUUUUGUCAUAACUGUAUACAUGUUAAGAGUAAAUUCGUUGUCACAAUUAUUUUGAUUUUUCUAAUCCAUAUGAACCACUGUAAAAGUGUGGAGGGGUCAUAUGAAAUAAAACAUUUACCCAUCUUAA